This is a messenger RNA of Selaginella moellendorffii, 460 nucleotides long. Its product is annotated as 60S ribosomal protein L34. Lineage: Eukaryota; Viridiplantae; Streptophyta; Lycopodiopsida; Selaginellales; Selaginellaceae. Gene Ontology annotation, cellular component: cytosolic large ribosomal subunit; ribosome. The transcript has 4 exons. Gene Ontology annotation, molecular function: structural constituent of ribosome. Bases 30 to 398 code for a protein of 122 amino acids. Gene Ontology annotation, biological process: ribosome biogenesis; translation. The record is from RefSeq and is a predicted model, not a curated record.
AUUUCUCUUGGCGAGGCGGCGAGAGAGCGAUGGCGCAGCGGCUGACUUACCGGAGGCGCCACAGCUAUGCGACCAGAUCCAACCAGACCAAGGUCGUGAGAACGCCAGGUGGGCGUCUCGUCUACCAGACCGCGACGAAGAAGGCGAAGGGGCCGCGAUGCGCGAUCACCAAGAAGCCCAUCAUCGGGGUUCCUCGUCUAAGGCCGAUGGAGUAUAAGCGCUCUCGCAUUGCCAGGCACAAGAAAUCCAUCAGCAGGGCCUACGGUGGAUCCAUGUCCGCGUCGGCAGUGCGCGAGAGGAUCAUGCGAGCUUUCUUGGUGGAGGAGCAAAAGAUCGUGAAGAAGGUUCUCAAGGUCCAAAAGGCGAAGGAGAAGCAAGCCGCCAAAGCCCAAGCUUAGAACGAUCUAAAGAAUGUGGCCUCUUUUUUUGUUUGAAAUUUUAAAGUCUCGACGUUCUCGUU